Messenger RNA from Pteronotus mesoamericanus, 795 nucleotides. RefSeq names its product cofilin-1-like. The coding region runs from base 1 to 795 and encodes 264 amino acids. The transcript has a single exon. Lineage: Eukaryota; Metazoa; Chordata; Mammalia; Chiroptera; Mormoopidae. Gene Ontology annotation, cellular component: actin cortical patch; lamellipodium; actin cytoskeleton. The record is from RefSeq and is a predicted model, not a curated record. Gene Ontology annotation, biological process: mitotic cytokinesis; actin filament severing; actin filament fragmentation. Gene Ontology annotation, molecular function: actin filament binding.
AUGGCCUCUGGUGUGGCUAUCUCUGCUGGAGUCAUCAAAGUGUUCAAUGACAUGAAGGUGCAUAAGUGCUCAACACCAGAGGAGGUAAAGAAACGCAAGAAGGCGGUGCUCUUCUGCCUGAGGGAAGACAAAGAGAACAUCAUUCUGGAGGAGGGCAAGGAGAUCUUAGUAGGUGACAUGGGCCAGACUGUAGACGACCCCUACGCCACCUUUGUCAAGAUGCUUCUGGACAAAGACUGCCACUACCUCUUCUAUGACACAACUUACGAGACCAAGGAGAGCAAGAAAGAGGACCUGGUGUUUAUCUUCUGGGCCUCUGAGUCUGCAACCCAUAAGAGCAAAAUGAUCUAUGCCAGCUCCAAGGAUGCCAUCAAGAAGAAGCUGACAAGGAUCAAGCAUGAAUUACAAGCAAAUUGCUAUGAGGAGGUCAAGGACUGCUGCACUCUGGCAGAGAAGCUGGGGGGCAGUGCUGCCAUCUCCCUGGAGUCCCCUCCAGUCACCUGCCUGAAGCAUCUGGCAGCCCGAGACCUGCCUGUGGGAAUCGCAGGCUGCCCCCUCCCUGUCAUACCAGAGGGGCUGGGGGGAUUCCAGCAAGGGGAGGGCAAUCCCUUCACCCAGUUGCCAAACAGCCCCCCAACCCCUGGACCUUCUUCUUCCCUUCACCCCCUGACUGUUCCGGCCUUCCCUAACACUUUCAAUCUGAUUUCUCUUGGGCUGAAGCAGAUCAAGUCUCCCUCAGGCAGGCCAGUUUGGGAGGGGCCUGUAUUUUUUUUAACAACACCCCAAUUCCAAUAG